AUGGAUCCUGAACGCAAAAUACCUUAUCCAUAUCAAAUAGUUCCUUACUGUAUACGGUUCUUUGGUUUAUCAUCCAAUCUAUUGGUCAAUAACGAAAAACAUGUCAUUCAUGGAAUAUCAAUUACAUUCGAAACAUUACGAAGAGAAAAUAUAACGAGUCAACAAUUAUAUUUAUUAUCUGCAUCAAUUGAUGUUGUUGAACGAUAUCAAGCAUUCCUCGAAAGUUCACAUUCAUCUUUAUCAACACAAGUAUUUAACAAUUGUUCAAAACCAUGGUUUGGUGAAUAUUGUCAAUAUUCAUUUAAUUUGACAUGGUCAUUCGACAAGAUUGUACGGAAUUAUUUCUCUGAUAUUAAGCUACAAGCUGGUAACUCAUUUACGGCCGAAACAUGUUAUACAUUCAUAGAAUGUAAUCGGGGUCCAUCACCAUCUUGUCUCGAUUGGCGUGAAAUAUGCGAUGGAAAAAUUGACUGUUUGAAUGAUGGUCGAGAUGAAAUUGAUUGUGAGAAGCUAGACUUAAAUGAAUGUGAAGAGGACGAGUUCCGUUGUAGCAAUGGAUUUUGUAUUCCGAAAGAACUUUUCAAUGAUGAUCCCUUGACUCCAGAUUGCAUCGAUCGUUCGGAUGAAAAAUAUGAUCAGAAAGAAUCUAGCAAUUUUGAUCAUCGACUAAGUAAAAUUUGUAAACGUGGAAUUCUUAUCUAUGUAAAUAAUUUCACAGAAAACUAUUGUUUAUGUCCGCCAGCCUAUUUUGGAUAUCGAUGUGAAUAUCAAAAUCAACGAGUUAGUCUCGUAUUACAGUUUCGAACAGUUGAAUGGCGAACGGUAUUCACUUUUGUUAUCAUGCUUGUUGACGAAAAUACAAAUAUUCAUUCUUCGGAACAAUAUGAUUAUGUGUCCUUACGUGAUUGUCGAAAAAAAUUCAAUUUCUAUCUUCUUUAUUCAACACAACCAAAAUAUGUCAAUCAAACUUACUAUGUACGUAUUGAUAUUUACAAUAAAGAAAAAAUGGAGUAUUAUGAUACUAUGUUCUAUCCUAUUCGAUAUUCAUUCUUACCAGUACAUCGUCUUGCACUACUAGUCGAUGUUCCUAUACGAGAUGUUGCCACCGUAUCGAAAAAAUGUCUUUUGAAAUGUUUACAUGGACAAUGUAGAUAUUUUUCAAAUUUCGAUAAAUACUUCUGCCAAUGUUUGAAUGGCUAUUCUGGAAUGUUAUGUACAAUAAAGAAUUCAUGUGAUUGUUCACCAGAUUCGAUAUAUGUUGGAAUUGUGAACAAUCGAUCGAUUUGUAUUUGUCCUCUUGAUAAAUUUGGACCACGUUGUUAUUUGAAAAGAACGGGAUGCAUCUCGAAUCUAUGUUCUAAUAGUAGUCGAUGCAUUGCUAAUGAUGAAACAUAUUCCGAAACGGAAUAUUAUUGCCUUUGUUCUCAAGGUUACAUGGGUUCAAGAUGUGAAAAUCCCGAGACAAAAAUUGAAUUUCUUUUUGCUAAAACUAUAUCGAUUCCACAAACGAUGUUUAUUUAUUUUAUCUAUAUCCCAUCAAUAUCUAAGUCAUAUUCUUCACCACCUGCUGAUCCACCACAGAUAAUCAUGGUUUCAAAAUUAAAGUUUUACGAAAGUUCUUCUUUUGUUUAUUUUGGAGGAGAAUUUCAUAUAAUUUUUGUAAAAAUUCAUCAACAUUAUUAUCUUGCUCUACUUCGACAUAAUUCUACAUUAGGAAUCAAUAUUUCUACGACAAUUAUUCCUGAACAUCGUUGUUUAUCAAUCAAAGACCUAUUCACUGAUAAUAUUCCAAUCUUGCCACGAUGGCAUCGUGCAAAACAUUAUCAUAUUCCAUGUCAAAAACAUUCAAAUUUGGUAUGUUUCUAUGAUAAUGAUUUUUUCAUGUGUCUAUGUGACAUUGAUCGAAAUGCAAAUUGUUUCAAAUUUGACUAUCGUCCUCUUUACAAAUGUUUUGGAUAUAAUUAUUGUGAAAAUGAUGGUCAAUGUCAUAUAGACAAUAGCACUUGUCCAACAUCAUCGUCAUGUUUUUGCAAAGAAUGUUAUUAUGGUAGUCGAUGUCAAUUUACUACAACAGGAUUUGGCCUAUCACUUGAUGAUAUUCUUGGUUAUAAUAUUUGGCCUAAUAUUCCUUUCUCACGACAACCGAAAGUAGCCACUCUUGAUGGUGGUGGUGGCUGGGGAACGAGGACUGUUAUCGAUACCACAAUACCAGGAAUUUCGAUUUUUGUCUAA
Messenger RNA from Rotaria sp. Silwood1, 2232 nucleotides. Lineage: Eukaryota; Metazoa; Rotifera; Eurotatoria; Philodinida; Philodinidae. The record is from the annotation of a GenBank genome assembly.